GUAGUCCUAAGCAGUUUAUAAUUGAAGCAUCAAAUAAUAUAUCACAAUAUUUAAUGUAGUAAUAAAUGUCUGUUCAUCUACAUUGCAUUUUUUCAAAGAUAAAUAUAUUUUUUAAAGUUGUACUCAAUUUGUCGAAUCUAGAAUAGUUGUCUACAUCAAAAAGUCACUAUAAGAGCUGUUUACAGAUCGGAGACAGUAUGGAAUCACUCAGAAGACCAAAACAAUGUGAACAUUUCUGGUACUAUUUCUUCAUCAACGGACUUUUACUCAUCGUACCAGUAACGAUCGUGUGCUUACUGAUAUCGCACGGCAACUGGUUACGAACCGUGUCCCCGGACCCGAGUCUCCGAAAAGGCGAACCGACGGUGGUCGAUCCGUACGCGGAGGUGCUAUACUUCGAGCCCGCGAGCGGUCCGUUCGCGGGUAGAACGAAUAUGACGAUCGUUCUGAGCUACCAUCCGAUGAUGCGGCUGGCGCAUGCGACCGUGACCGUGGCCGGACGCGGAUGCUCGCAACAAGCGGUGUCCAAGCGCAGAGGCCUCGUCAGUGGUGUGACGACGAUAACGUGCACCGUGGCGCCGUGGACGCGUGGCGACGGGGACGAUCAACCGGUGGGCCCGGUCCGGGUCACGUUCGACACUCCGGUCGGGACGAAGCUCACGGUCACGUCGUCGGCGAAAACGUUCCAGUUCGUCGAAGACGCCGCCGCCGCGACGGACCGCAACCGCACCGCCGCGGAGCACGUGCCCACGUUGCGCUACGGCUCGACGCAACGGUUCCAGGGCAUCGCGUCCGGCGGCAACGCGAUUCCGGUGCGCGGCCAACACCUGUCGCGCUUGACGAACGUCACGGUGCACGUGAACCAAAGCGACGGGACCCCGCGACGCGCCGGUUGCGUGGUGCUGGACGACGCGCACAUGGUCUGCCGAUCGCCCGCGGUCCACGGCCCCGGGCCCACGUUGAGCUUCGAUGUCCUGGCCGUGGACUCCGAGACCGGAUGCGCUCUAAACUUGUCACCGACGCCCGACGCUCGCAUCUACUUCCUGUACCCGGACCCGGUGCUCGUGGACUUCGAGACGUUCGGCGACCGUCCCGCGGUGGCCAUCAACGGUCGCGACCUGUACCGCGGCUACGGGAUCGACGACGUCCACGUGCGGUUCCGGGACCACGGGGGCCACUGCAACGUGACGUCCUUGGCUACCGACCGGAUCGUGUGCCGUUCCACGUGGCUCGGUGGUCUGGCCGGGCUGCGCGACAUCGUGGUGUCCGUGGGCGUGACGUUCGAGCGCGACGUGACCAGGAGGAGUGUGCCACCGCCGCGUUCCUUGUUCAACCUCGAGGUCGUCAUCGUCGCCGUUACCGGGUCGUUUGUGUUCUUGUGCACCGUGUCCCUCCUGAUCAUCGCUUGUCGUUCCAGGACCAACGAACAAUUCGAGUACAGCCGCAUGGACCGCUCCGCGACAAGCGCACCCUGAGUCUUUUUUUUGGAUAAUUGUGAUUUCAUACGUUAUAGCAUUGUAUUUCACGUACGUAUGUUGUUAAAAAUGUGUCACUGAUAAUACAUACGUAAUUGAACGUUUGAUACUUACAUACUCAAAUUAAAAAGUUUUGAAAUCAUUGGAGUAAAAUUAGUAAUUUUAUUAUACAAAUAACAGAUAAGAGU
Messenger RNA from Sipha flava (yellow sugarcane aphid), 1663 nucleotides. RefSeq lists its product as uncharacterized. The transcript is spliced from 3 exons. NCBI's taxonomy places the organism in Eukaryota, Metazoa, Arthropoda, Insecta, Hemiptera, Aphididae. The record is from RefSeq and is a predicted model, not a curated record. Bases 198 to 1475 code for a protein of 425 amino acids.